CCUUUUGACCUUAUUACUGAUUAUUCAGCACUUCGUUGGUUGCUAAAUCAGCCUAAUUCUGCCAAAAGGGUUACUUGUUGGAUACAAUGGAUAGCUGACUAUCCUUGCACAGUCAUAUAUCGCAAGGGACGAGUCCACUCAAAUGUGGAUGCACUUUCUUAUCUUCUUAGAAAGCCACCCUAG
Molecule: messenger RNA, 183 nt
Organism: Dentiscutata erythropus
Lineage: Eukaryota; Fungi; Glomeromycota; Glomeromycetes; Diversisporales; Gigasporaceae
Source: the annotation of a GenBank genome assembly